Sabethes cyaneus is the source of this 1408-nucleotide messenger RNA. RefSeq names its product protein takeout-like. The record is from RefSeq and is a predicted model, not a curated record. The transcript has 4 exons. The coding region runs from base 321 to 1067 and encodes 248 amino acids. Lineage: Eukaryota; Metazoa; Arthropoda; Insecta; Diptera; Culicidae.
UUGAGCGGUUGAGGAAGUUCCUUCGUGGGUUCGUUCGGUGAAGAGUGAAAUUGUCCUUUGUGUUUAUCUGCUUCAGCGCGCGUGUGCAGCUUUGUGCUCUGCUUGGGUUCAAGGAUAGUAGGUCAAACCGGAGAGAAGCACAAGUAGCUAAGAAAGCUACGACGGACGGUGGACGGCGCGCUGCGAAGAAAAGUGAUCUCAAAGGACCUCUCAAGUUCAUGGGCGGACACCGAUCGGUGGGUGCGCUGUGAAAGUUGAACUGAACGGAAGGAAUUCGUGUGUAAAUUCGUGUUACAAAGAAAAAAAAAAUAAACGUAAAAAUGAAAUCAAUCACCGCAUUACUAGUGCUCGGAGUCCUGCUACGAAUCGACAGCAGUUACGGAAAAUUGCCCUCAGCCAUUCGAGUGUGUUCCCGCAACGAUCCCGAUCUGAACACGUGUGUUACGAAUUCGGUGAUAGCGCUUCGGCCGCUGCUGGCGAGCGGAAAAUUUUCCGACGACUUUUCGGUUCCGCCACUGGAACCGCUGGCCUUAUCCAACAUCAACAUGGACCAAGGCCAGGAAUUCAAGGCCACCUUCAGCCGGCUGCUAGUGGAUGGACCCAGCCAGUUUCAGAUCGAUAAUCUAAAAGUUAAUCUUGAUAAGUUAACAUUCGACUUUAACAUCUACCUUCCGAAGCUUGCAUUUCGUGGCAAAUACGACCUCAAGAUGCGACUGCUGCUGCUGAACAUUGCCGGAAGCGGUGAUCUGAAGGGGGUAAUCGAGAACGCCCGUGCACGCGUGAAGCUGUUCAACGAGAAGUACGAGAAGGAUGGCCAAGUGUAUAUGCGUGCCAAGCGGCUGCUUGUCAAGAUCCAGAUCGAGAAGGGUCAGUUCGAUCUGAAGGAUCUCUUCAACGGCGACCCGGUGCUCAGCCAGGUCGGCAAUCAGUUCAUCAACGACAACUCGCGGCUCUUCCUGGAUGAACUGACACCCGGACUGGAACGCAGCCUGUCGGAAACGUUCAAAAACACGGCCAACGAAAUCCUUCAGCUGGCAACCAUGGACGACAUCUUCCCGCCGGCAUAAAUGAAAGAAUUCUUAACGAGACGCGGAAAAAAAGAAAUACACCAAAAAAAAGGGUCAAAAAUUCCGGUCGGACGUAAUAGUACUUAUCGUUCAUUUCAAUCAUGAUCUGAAACUAACACGUCAUCCAACAUCAUUUAUGCUUAACUCCCUGCACGUAUCGUACUGAAUACUGGGAAGCUGUUGUCUGUGAUUUAUAAUUAUUUCAUAAUUAUAUUUAGUCUAUUGAAAACGCUAGCACGUAAGAGUAACGAGUUCUUUUUUGUUGUCGAACUGCGAUGCAGGAACAGCUUCGACGAAAAGAACUGAAAUCGUCAUUCUCAUCUACAUAAGAAUGGUAAACA